Clupea harengus (Atlantic herring) is the source of this 5214-nucleotide messenger RNA. Its product is annotated as insulin-like growth factor 2 mRNA-binding protein 2. NCBI's taxonomy places the organism in Eukaryota, Metazoa, Chordata, Actinopteri, Clupeiformes, Clupeidae. The record is from RefSeq and is a predicted model, not a curated record. Gene Ontology annotation, molecular function: RNA binding.
AUGACGUCUUACGUAGACGUGCUGGAGAGCAAUGUCGGAGUUGAACCGCAGGGGCACACACGUAGGAACACUUUCACAUACAAACGGCACACACACCCACACACACACUCCCCCACACAUACACACACACACACCCAGUCUCCACUCCAAAGGAGCAGGUUUCACGGUGUGAGGGACUAUUCGAUAGCUGUUGGACAUGCAAACUUGACAUGCUCUGAUGCAGCGCCUUCAGUGGGUGGGAGUCGUAAGAUCCAGAUUCGAAACAUUCCACCUCAGCUACAGUGGGAGGUGUUGGAUAAUCUUCUGACACAGUACGGCUCAGUGGAGAACGUUGAACAAGUGAACACAGAUACAGACCCAGCCGUGGUGAAUGUCACUUACGCAACUAAGGAGGAGGCUAAAGAGGCCCUUGAGAAGCUGACGGGCCACAGCGUGGAGGAGCACUCCCUCAGCGUGUCGUACAUACUGGACGUGGACGCCUCGCCCCCGCCGCAGGCCCCCAAGCUGCAGAGGGGGGGGCGGGCCAGGACGGGGGACCACCUGGACUACAGCGGCGCCGCCGGGGGGCUGGGGGGGCACCGGCAACGACAGCCCGAGCUCCCGCUGCGUAUGCUGGUGUCCACGCAGUUCGUGGGAGCCAUCAUCGGCAAGGAAGGCCUCACCAUCAAGAACCUCACCAAAGAGACCCAGUCCAAGGUGGACAUCCACCGUAAGGAGAAUGCAGGUGCGGCAGAGAAGUCCAUCACCAUCCACUCCAGCCCAGAGGGCUGCUCCUCUGCCUGCCGGAUGAUCCUCCAGAUCAUGGAGAAGGAGGCAAAUGACACCAAUGCGGCUGAGGAGGUGCCUCUGAAGAUCCUGGCUCACAACAGUCUGGUGGGGAGGCUCAUCGGGAAGGAGGGCCGCAACCUGAAGAAAAUCGAGCAGGACACAGGGACGAAAAUCACCAUCUCCUCUUUGCAGGAUUUAACCAUCUACAACCCGGAGCGUACCAUCACGGUCCGAGGAGGGGUGGAGGAAUGCUGCAAUGCAGAGGUGGAGAUCAUGAGGAAGCUCAGAGAGGGCUACGAGAAUGACAUUGCUACUCUAAACCAGCAGACUAACCUGAUCCCAGGGCUCAAUCUGAACGCUCUGGGCAUCUUCUCUUCUGGUGUGCCCCUCCUCCCCUCCUCCGUCAGCCCCCACGCUCCUGUCCCCAGCCCUGCUGGAUACAACCCCUUCCUGGGUCCUUCAUCACAAAUGGGAAGUCUUUAUGGUCCCCCCCCUGUUGGAAACCUACCACACCAACUCACGGUUACCGAGCAGGAGGUGGUGUAUCUCUUCAUUCCUACCCAGGCAGUGGGUGCUCUCAUUGGGAAGAAAGGACAACACAUUAAGGAGCUGGCACGCUUUGCUGGAGCCUCCAUCAAGAUCGCUCCAGCUGAUAGCCCAGACUCCUCAGAGAGGAUGGUCAUCAUUACUGGACCUCCAGAGGCUCAGUUCAAGGCUCAGGGCAGGAUCUUUGGGAAGCUGAAGGAGGAGAACUUCUUCACGGCUAAGGAGGAGGUGAAGCUGGAGACGCAGAUCAAAGUCCCCUCGUCAGCAGCGGGCCGCGUCAUCGGAAAAGGGGGGAAAACAGUGAAUGAGUUACAAAACCUCACCAGCGCUGAGGUCAUCGUUCCCCGGGACCAAACGCCAGACGAGAACGACGAGGUGUUUGUAAAAAUCAUCGGACAUUUUUUCGCCAGUCAGACUGCACAGAGAAAGAUUAGAGAGAUUAUCCAGCAGGUGAAACUACAGGAACAGAAGCAACAUCAGGCACCACUGACAACACAACAGUCAAUGUGACCUGCCGAGGCAAAGACCAGCACGCAGCAGUCCAUGAAUGUACUCCCUCACUCCAGAACUGGAGUCCAGAAGGGAGACGAGGAGAGAGAAAGAGAGAGACGGAGAGAGAGAAAAAAAAAAGAGAGAGAGUUUGCAGCAGAUGACCAAGAGCAACAGCAGUGGAGAGAACAAAACCAAAGAGCCUCAUGUGGGAUGGACUGAAGAGACACGAACUGGCAAAGCAUGGCACUGAAGCGCACGCGAGAGAAAGAAGAAUGGCCAGAAAUGUCUCUGAAACUCAACUGUUCUGAGCAGGGUAAACAGAGAUAGUAACUGAAAAUUGUAUACAUACAUAUAUGUGUAUAUGUACUAUUUUCUUACUGGAGUGUGGCCAUUAUGGACUCUUGAUAGUUCAGCCACUUGGAGGCUGCUGAGUUUUCCUCAGCAGUUUGGAAAUCCGUUCUCUAGGUUUACCUUAGAGCAUUGGAAUAAUGCUUUUAAGCCCACGUGUGUAGGGAGUGUGGACACACAAACGUGAGAACUUACAAGAGGUGUUUUAUUUUUAAGAAAUGAAAGUGAAGCAAAGAAAUUAUGAGUACAAAGCUGUCAGUGGUUUUAUUUCACGUGCAGACUGUGGAGAGUUGGUACGUUUUCAACAGUGUUUACUGAAGAGUUACCACAAUGGACAUAGGCUUAACCAGAAUAUUGAAGCCAUGGGUAGUACGUGUUUGUACUUUCAAAUUAGACUUUUGCGUUAUAGCUGCAGUGGACGCAGGCUUCAAACUUUCGUAAAUAAUAAUAGACAUCAUAUCCCAGUAUACUGUUUUUCUCCGGAUGGUAGCACAUGUGCCAACGUUUACAUCCCGGACAGCUGUUCUUCUUUGAAGCAUCUGCUUUGUAUUUGGGUACAUUUCGCCUUGCGUAGUUUGGCAUUGUAUUCUCCUCGCCGGUUCGCUCUGUGUCUCACUCGCUCGAAACACUAGCAAAGACGACAUUGUCCAUUUAUUUAGUUGGGGGAAUUAAUUAGAGAAAAUAUUUGGAAAUAUUGUCCUUCCAGAGUAGAAAAGAAAAGAAACAAGAAAAUCUAACAAGCUUGACAGUGGUUUCAUCAUAAACGGAAAUGGCUUUGCAGCUCUUCUUUUAUGCAAAGCUGGUCUUUAUUGCCUGAUUUAUGAGCCUAGUGGCAUUAAGACAAGGCUGGUUUUGACACUCUUGAAUGUACAGUGCGCCACUGCCUUGAAAGAAAAUAUGGCGUAAGCGUCAAACGCGAAGGCAGAACAAACUCUUGCCGCGAGGGAGUUUGUGGCCCUCGCACCCGUCUCUCUCUCUCUGCCGUAGAGCUUUGGGGUCUUCUAUAAGGACACUCUCCCUUAGGGUGCAAACGUUCUGCUGCUCCUCGCCCAUCCCCGCCCCCACCCCAGCCACCCCCCCCAAUAGAAAACACUAACACGCACAGCCUUCUUCACGCUACUGUGUUUGUGUUUGUAUAUUUAUAUAGAAAGAGUGGUGAAAUAUUUAUUAAAACUUAGAUGAAUAUUAAUGUAAGCAGAAGUCACAGUUGGUCCUCUUUUUUCGCAGGGUUUUUUUUUUCUUUUUAUCUUUUAAUCUUUUCUUUUUUUUCAAAAUGAUGGAUGUGGUAAAAACAAAUUUAAACAAAAGUCACAGAGAGACUGUUGAACAGAUGAAUAGUAUGUCACAAAAAUAACAAGAGAUCUUUGGCAAAAAUGUCAUAAUUGGAUGGCCAUGUGAAAAUUAAGAAAAUAAAUCAAAUGUCCUGGAAUUUUCCAGAUUAUCAGGUAGUUAUAUAAAGGGAUGUUUAGAUUUAUUUAUUUCUUUUAUUUUAUAAAUGGCCAUCUUAACAUUUAGCCUAAGCAACCAACCACCAUGUUGGGAUGUGAGCAGUGCAAACGCCAGCAUGUUUCUCUACCUUUGGCCAAACGUGAACAGCGCAUAUGUCAGUAUAGUGGCCCGUGAUUGGUCAAAAAAACAAAACGUGAUUUGCGCAUUUUUAUUGUAACGCUCUACCUCAGACAUCAGGGUACCUCAGUCCAAUAUUUUAUUUCUUCCUUAUUUUGGAUAUUUUGUAUACCUUUGGAAAGCUCAUGAUCAAUGAGCAGUUUUUUAUUUUUUUAAAUAAAUGAUAACAGCUACAAAAAAGAAGAGAGAUUAGUUGGUGUCUUGGACACCAACCCACACUACUCAUCCAAACAAGAAGUAAAAAAAAAGGAUCAUAUUGCAGCCUUUAAACCUGCACCAUGCCUAAAGGAGUCUUAAGAUCAGUAAAUAUUCUGCCUUUUGGCUCUUCAGGAGAUCCUUAUGUUAUUGACCAGGAAGAGUAGCUCCAAAUGGUGUAUGCCAUCACCUGGAAGUAAUUCGGGUAUAAUCUCUCAAGGCUGAUGUCAAAAAUGCAAUCAAACCUCAUGACUGCAAUGAGAUUUUUGAGAGGGGGAGGGCAUUCUUGCCUCCGAGGUCAUUGGAAAGUGUAUACAAUGUGCAGUUUGCCAUCAUCAAAAUGUACUUUUAGACAUGUGAAAUUGUAGUCUUCUCUGCUGGAUAUUCUUCAUACAUCGUAUUCAACCUGUCACUGUGUGUGCCGAAAACAUAGAAGUCGAUCGUGGUUGUUCUGUCGUACAAUUUAGGCUUGUUUUUCAUUGUAGCCCAGUUCACCCUUGUCUGUUCCAAGGCACCACACUGGCAAAGAUUGGCUUAUGGUUCUUCUUUCUGCUGAGUUUUAGUUUAGGAGUUAAUAUCUGACUAUUCUUUUUUUGCGUGGUGUUAGUUCAGUUUCUCACGUGAGUGUUUUCUAACGGAACACUGUCACUCAAAGGCAGUGGGGUCAGUCUUCUUCCUCUUUGGUUCACAGAAGUUUUAAAAAGAUAAUAAUAAUAACAAUAAUCAUAAUAAUUUAAAAUUGUUUCUUAGCACACCCAUUGAAAUUAGUAUUUAGUCGUGGGUCAGUUAGUAACAGAGUGUCAUUCCACAUUCUUCGGGAGUGUCACCAUAGGUUCCUCUGGAUCAGUCUUCGUUUCUUCUUGUCACCUGUACUGUUGCAUCAUGUUAACUAUAACCAGGAUUGGGGAGGAAGGAGUUGGUUAAGCUUAGUGUUCUUCCUUAAGAUCUUUUUUUUCCCCACCCUCACUUCAGGCCCAAACUGAUUGGCUGCCUUGAGUGUCUGUCACAUAGCUCUCACCCAGUCACAUUCCAGAAUUUGGAGUAGGUGGGAGGUGAGAGGGACUUUGUAACAGCUCAAAGCUCAGGGAAGAGUUGGAGGUGAAGAUGGAAAGGGGUCUAAUGAGAGAUGCAUGCCUUAUUGGUGAUGGUCAGAAUUUCAGUGUGGAAUUGUGGGGUAAAAUAUAUUUGUACUGCCGACCGACCUGGAUAUGAGCAAUAAAGAGAGUCUUUACAACUGCA